Molecule: messenger RNA, 2083 nt
Organism: Drosophila serrata
Lineage: Eukaryota; Metazoa; Arthropoda; Insecta; Diptera; Drosophilidae
Gene: CDK2AP1
Product: CDK2-associated protein 1
Cellular component (GO): nucleus; cytoplasm
Source: RefSeq, a predicted model, not a curated record
CUAAAUUACAGCUGUGUCUUGCAAGAUUUGUUUGUGCGUAGAAAGGAAAGUAAAUUGCUGAAUUGGAAAAAGAUAGCAAACCGAGCCUCCCGAAGACCAGCAAACUGCCAAAGAAGACACGAGCUCGCAGCAGUAGCAGCAACAGCAGCAGCAGCAUGGACAUCAUGGACAUACAGGCCGUUGAGUCCAAGCUGAGUGACGUCACGGUGACUCCGAUACCCCGCUCCCAGGUGCAGAACUUUUACAACUAUCAGCAGCAAAGGGAGCAGCGCGAACAGCAGCCCCAAAUCCAGAUCUCGGCCAUCCAUCAUUCGCGCAGCUCUGGCUCCAAUUCCGGUUCCAGUUCGGCCGGCCAAUCGGCCACGGACUACUCAACGGGGGGCAGCGGGAAGCGGGAUCGCUCGUCGGCCAGCGACUAUAGCAGCAGCAGCAAGCAGAGCUCUGCGGCAGCAGCGAAUGCAGCCGCGGCCGCUGCUGUUGCCGCCUUGCAGUACUCACCGCAGUUCCUGCAGGCCCAGCUGGCGCUGCUCCAGCAGCAGUCCAAUACCACAGCCACACCGGCAGCAGCAGCGGCGGCGGCUCUCUCCCUGGCCAACAUUGCUGCGGCCACCAACGGAGCACGCAGCUCGGGCGGCGUGGCGUCUAACUCAAGCAGCAGCAGCAACGGCAACAGCAUGGGCCUGGGCCUUAACCUGAGCUCCUCUCAGCUCAAGUACCCGCCGCCCUCCACGUCACCGGUAGUGGUUACUACUCAGACGUCGGCCAACAUCACCACACCGCUGACAUCUACGGCCAGCCUGCCAUCACUGGGCACUGGAAAUGGAUUGACCAAGUACGCCCAGCUGCUGGCUGUCAUCGAGGAGAUGGGACGCGACAUUAGGCCAACGUAUACCGGGUCGCGCAGCUCCACCGAGCGACUGAAGCGUGGAAUUGUUCAUGCCCGGAUUCUUGUGCGCGAAUGCUUGAUGGAGACGGAGCGAGCGGCGCGCCAAUGAGAGGAGGAGUCCCUGGCGCCGCAUCUGGCGUCGCCGGAUUGAAACAGCCAGGCGUCGUCCGCAUCAUCAAUGACUAGGUUAAUCUCCCUGAUCGGAACAGGAUGUGUCGAUAACAAGUAUGAGCCGUUUUCCAAUUUUUAAGUGGACAAAUGUACGAUUUUGUCCCUUUAAGGUAACAACAUUAUAUUAUCUCUAUGGAACAGUUUGAUUUAUCCUUGUAACUUAACUAAACUUAACCUUGUCUUCAGAACUUUUUACGAUUUUCCUACAUUAUUUACGGAAUUAAAACCCUCUAAUAUCCGGGUAUCGACACAUCCUAAUCCCAAAGUAUGUUCCCCAAAUUAAGCAUUAAACUGUAGCGAUAUACUUAAACUAACUUGUAAGCAACCCCUCUCCCUCACUGACCUGACCUGACCUGAUCCCAUUUCCAACAUAAACGGCUCUCGGGCCGCUACCGGACCAUAGUUAAAGAAUGUUUAGACUAGCUCAGGUUACGAAUCGGUUAAAUCUAUAUACGCUAUAUGCUCCUUUCGUUCACCUUUUACCACAAUACAUAUACUAUACACAUAUAUAUUUAUAUAUAUAUAACUGUAAUCGUAGAUUUAAUAGGAGGCACGCACCUGAUGCUGCUGUCCAGAGAUGUGUGUGUCUGUGUGUGAGUGUGUAGAGAGUGCUGUGUGAAUGCGAUGGAGAGGAGCAGCCACACGGCCUGGAGAUGUGGGAUCGUUCGUCACUGCCGCCGCCUGGGGUCAUCCCUCCUCGUUAUUUUAGACAACUAUACAAAUUCAAAUAGAGAUAUAGCAGAGAGAUAUAUGUAUACAUCAUAUAUACCCUAUACAUACUUGUUAUGCAAGCAAACAAACACACGAACCAUGUGCAUGAUGACGAAUGGUGAACCUGCAACAAAUUUAGUGGCAAUUGACACGGAGAAUCUUUAUAUAUACAUCUAUAUAUGCAUAGGACAACAACUUGUAUAUUUACUGAAUGUAUAAGACGAGCAAAUACGACUAAGUUCAAGCCUGUAUACCAAACCGAAACUGGACAUCCAAAUCGAAAUAAAUGCGCAAUUUUGGUUUUUGUAAACUCAA